AUGGAAAGAGGCCGGGAUGCCAAACCCCUAACCAAGCAAAAUGAUGAGCCUGAGGAUAACCCUACUGCAUUUAGUGCACAAGAGGCCGCCGAUAUGAAAAAGAUGAUUGAGCGGGUCCUACAACAGAAUAAGUUAUUACCUACUUCUGAGGAACAAUCUAGAGGAAAGCUACCAUUCGUGGCUGGAGUAAUGGAGAAACCUUUGCCGAGGAAGUUCAAGAUGCCUCAAAUAAAUCCUUAUUCAGGAAAGGACGACCCUUACGAUCACGUGCAAAACUAUGAAUCUUUAAUGAUGCUUCAUGGAUGGGACGACGCGAUAAUGUGCAGGGCAUUUCCUUUAACCCUAACUGGGCAUGCUCGAGCCUGGUUUAACGGCUUACCCGAGGCAUCUAUCUCUUCAUUCGGGCAGCUAAAAACAGAAUUUAUCAAAGCAUUCAUUAUUAACAGUCAGAGAAAGAAAGAUGCGACAUAUCUGCUUAGCAUUCGACAAGGGAAUAAAGAAACCCUAUGCCACUACGUAGACAGAUUUCAGAACGCCACACUUGAGAUCUGUAAUUUACCGAUUGAAAUAGCAGUGUCUGCUAUGUUUCAAGGGACACGACUAACCCCUUUGCAAGAAUCAUUGUCUUUAGACCCUUCGAAAUCUCUGGCAGACCUGUUUGUCAGGGCUAAUAAGUACAUACUCCAUACGGAGAUGAUGAGAACGAUAGGGGGAAACGAAGAUGGGGAGUGGAAAAGAAAGGAGCGAGAUAUUGAAGAAGACUUUAAUCGGCGACAAGAGAGAACCCGAAGACUGGAUGAUGUCAGGCCUCAGCUCAAUCACUAUACCCGGCUCACCCAACCUCGGUCUGCCAUAUUGGCAGCCAUAAAAGGAUAA
Diospyros lotus (date-plum) is the source of this 876-nucleotide messenger RNA. RefSeq lists its product as uncharacterized. The record is from RefSeq and is a predicted model, not a curated record. NCBI's taxonomy places the organism in Eukaryota, Viridiplantae, Streptophyta, Magnoliopsida, Ericales, Ebenaceae. The coding region runs from base 1 to 876 and encodes 291 amino acids. The transcript has a single exon.